GAGCUGCGAGUGGGGACUGGGGAGUGGGGGAUUGACUGUUCAGAAUUCGUGCAGAGGCACGAUUUUGUUUCUGCGAAUAUUAUGGACUAUGGAGCAUUGCUCAUAACGAGAUUGACAUUAAUUUCGAUAUGAUAAAAAAAUGCAAAAUUUAUCGAGUGGAGAUGUUCGUAGUUUCAUAGACAAAUAAAGUCGUAAGUUUUAAGUCAGCUAAUAACCUAAGAAAAUACACUGAUUAAAUAAAUUGAACCUAAUUGUCAAAUAUGAGUCAGCAAUGGAUCAUUGUUUAUCUACUAAUAGCAUGUGCGCAUUUAUCAUAUCAGAGAUCAACACCAGAUGCAGCAACUUACAUAGCAGCUGUAGUAGAGUUUCCCCCACAAUAUUUAAUAAACAGUUACCAGACUUUGGGUGUAAAUUCUGACACAUAUAUCAGACAUAUUAAAACAGCUAGUCUUAAUGCUGAUAUAAUCGUUUUCCCUGAAGAUGGCUUGACAACAGUUCAUUUGCCGGAAAGGGAACAAAUGGGGGAUUGGACAACUGUUAUUCCUAGUGCCUCAUAUAAUUAUACGCCUUGCAGUCAAGAUACUGUUGAAGUCAGCGAAACAUUGAAAAAAAUAUCAUGUGCUGCAAGGGAUAAUGAAAUCUAUGUGGUAAUCAAUAUCGCUGAGAAAGCACCUUGCACUGACGUACCUUGCCCAAGAGACAAAAUGUUCUAUUACAACAGCAAUGUUGUAUUUGAUCGCACAGGACGGAUUAUUGCCAGGUAUCGUAAGACAAACCUUUUUGAGGAACAUCAAUUUAAUGUGACAUCAGUACCAGAAAUAGUGACUUUUGAUACUGAUUUUGGAGUAAAAUUUGGAACUUUCAUAUGUUUUGAUAUAUUAUUUCGCGAACCCACGAUACAAUUAACAAGGAUUCAUCAAGUUACUGACUUUGUAUAUCCUACAGCAUGGUUUUCUGAAGCACCAUUCUUAACAGCUGCACAAACACAAGCAGGAUGGUCAUUUGCUGAAAACGUAAAUCUUUUAGCUUCGGGCUACAACAGACCUGGCUCUGGCAAUGCUGGCAGUGGAAUUUACCUAGGUCGUAAAGGAGUCGGAAAGGCAAUAAUGCCGGAAACUACGCAUGAGGAAAUAUUGAUAGUUCAAGUACCCAAGAUAAAAGAGAGAAUUAAGUAUCAUGAAAACCAUCACGAUCAUUCAAAGGAUCAAAAUCAGAAAGUUAGGCCAUCUUAUCAUGAGGAGUAUGAACUACAGCAGAAGCGGCAAGACAAUGCAAUGAUGGUUAAAGAUAAAAUAUUGUUAAAACAAGAUAAUAUUCACGUUUUUCAAACACAUCUUUUGCAAAAAUUUUCUUCCGUAGACAGUUUGUCAAUUUGUAAGGAUGGCUUUUGCUGCGAUGCUAAAGUAGACAUAGCGAAAUCAGACAAUACAACGUACCGUUUCGUAGUUUUUAACGGUAUACGUGAUUAUUCAGAUGUUAAAGCUGGCGUACGUGCGUGCGGUAUAAUUCAAUGCUCGAACGAUUCGAUUUCAUCAUGCGGUUCCGUGGAAGAAUCAAAAACAGUGUUCAACAGUAUUGAACUCACGGCAACGUUUCAUGAUUAUAAAGACAGUUUAAUUAUGCCGUCUACGUUAAAUGCCGAUUUACUCCCGCUUGAAGGUUGGACAUAUGAUGAUCACAUUCACGAUGACCAUAUGCAUGUUAAUAUGGCCCUAAUUAAUAAAAACAAUUUAGCAACAUUUGGAGUAUAUGCGAGAGACUUUAAUAGGAACAACGCAAAUAGAACAUCCUUUUACACCAUUAAUUAUACUAUAGUGUUAUUAGUGACUUUGUUGUUAUCAAGAUUGUAAUUUAUAUAUGCAACACGUUUAUACUUUUACCUACAUUUAAUUAUACUCUGCAUACUUUUUUGUGGUAUACUUUCCAGAAGUCAUGUACUUUUGAAAAAAAGUUCUGAAUUAUUUGUUAAUAAACGAAAGUAGAAAUACUUUUG
Wasmannia auropunctata (little fire ant) is the source of this 1993-nucleotide messenger RNA. Its product is annotated as vanin-like protein 1. The record is from RefSeq and is a predicted model, not a curated record. The coding region runs from base 261 to 1850 and encodes 529 amino acids. Gene Ontology annotation, molecular function: hydrolase activity, acting on carbon-nitrogen (but not peptide) bonds, in linear amides. Lineage: Eukaryota; Metazoa; Arthropoda; Insecta; Hymenoptera; Formicidae. The transcript is spliced from 8 exons.